This is a messenger RNA of Clupea harengus (Atlantic herring), 4574 nucleotides long. RefSeq names its product (E3-independent) E2 ubiquitin-conjugating enzyme UBE2O-like (gene ube2o). Gene Ontology annotation, molecular function: ubiquitin conjugating enzyme activity. The coding region runs from base 406 to 4164 and encodes 1252 amino acids. The record is from RefSeq and is a predicted model, not a curated record. Lineage: Eukaryota; Metazoa; Chordata; Actinopteri; Clupeiformes; Clupeidae. The transcript has 18 exons.
GACAGCCUGUCUUAAAUGUUAUUAGCACUGUUGUGCAGUUAUUCCUUGCAUUCAAUCUAGGCAAUAUUUUAGCCUAUGCGUCAAACUAUGGCCAAAAUCUAAAACUCGCGUGAACUUAAUUUCACUAACUUACUAAAUAAUCGACGGACUUAAUUUUGUAUACAUUAACAUCGACUAACAGGUGGCUAGUCGUUGCAUGUUUGUACCAAUCUCCUCCCUGUUGUCUCGGUAGACUGUCCAUUCUACUCCCUCUUUUGAAAAGGGGUUCGUCUCUUCUACAUAAUCGACGUGCAGUGCUACGUACCGACGUAAACACGUGUGGGUCCCUGGUUACAGGUUUCUGCUCAUUAUCCCUUCUCCACCAUCCCUCUUGCUCUUUCGCAUCAUUCCCCGACAACAGCAGCGAUGGCGGAACCCGUGGCAUCGGCGGCUAAAGACGCAGCAUCCCCAUCCCCGACUCCAGCCUUUUCCCCGGCAGCUAGCCCAGGAUCUGAGCCUCCUUCAAUGGCGCUCUCUCCUUCAGCAGGAGGUUCUGAACGACUCCUUUUCACCCACGACCUAGUCUCAGGUCGGCAUCGUGGGUCGCUGCGAUUUGGCCUUGUGGUAAUGAUACAUGGCGAGGAUGAUUUUGACUCCGAUUCAGACAUAGAUGUGGACAUAGCCGACGAUGGCGGAGGUAAAGGAGGUGGUGGCUGUGGGCUAUGUGGUGGCCCCGGUAACGCUGAUACAGAGAACGGUGCUGCGGACUCGCGGACACGGCUUCUGGGAAGAGGUUUCGUACGGGUGCAGUGGUAUCCAAAUGGAGUAAAGCAAGACGUUCAUGAAACCAAGCUCAAACUUGAAGAUCGAUCCAUCGUGCCUAGGGACUUUGUACGACGCUUGAAUUCCAAUGAUAAACAGUGUGGCAUAGUGACCAACAUUAACAUUGAGUGUGCAGUGAAACUAGUUGGAACCAACUGCGUCCUGUAUCCCGUCAGUAGUCGAGACUUGCAACACAUAUGGACGUUCAUGUAUGGGGACUACAUAGUCUAUGACUUCUGGUUGGGGAAAGUCUAUGACUUGAGCAAUAACAUUAUCUUGAAGCUUUCCAACGGGGCAAGGUGUUCGAUGAGUGAGGAAGAUGGGUCCAAACUCUAUGACGUUUGUCCUCACGUCAGCGACAACGGGCUCUUCUUCGACGAGGCGUACGGGUUCUACCCAGGCCAAGUUUUGAUUGGUCCGUCGAAGGUUUUUGCUAACGUGCAGUGGCUCUAUGGUGUUAAGCCCGUGUUGAGCAAGAAGACCAAGUUCCGGGUGGUAGUGGAGGAGGUGCAGGUGGACGCCACCCGCAUCACCUGCGAGGGCCAGAGGGGACGCCAGUGCACCCAGAAGACCCCGUCUGCAGGAGGUGCGUAUGUGAGGCCCUUCUGGGGGGCCCAAGUUGUCUUGAGCGACCCGACGGGGUCACGGACAAGGAGGUGGGAGGCCGGGGAGGAUGGCCAGCUGGGGGACCUGGACACGGACGGCGAGGCGGACGACACGGACGACACGAGCUCCAUCACGUCCUCGGCCAGCUCCACGGCCUCGCUGCAGAGCAUGGGCGGCAUGCCCCCCAACCGCAAGAAGAGCAUCCCGCUGUCCAUCCGCAACCUCAAGAGGAAGCACAAGAAGAAGAGGACCAAGUUCUCCCGCGAGUUCAAGCAAGGUGAUAGGGUGGCGGUGGAGGUCGUCUCCACGGUGACCUCGUCUGACGUCAUGUGGAAGGACGGCCGGCUGGAGGCGGGCAUCCGUUCCAAUGACCUCAUCCCCAUCCAGCACCUGGACAACCAUGAGUUCUGCCCAGGGGACUACGUCGUGGACAAGCGCUCUUCUGCUUCUCAGGACCCAGGGCUCUAUGGGGUCAUCCAGUCAGGUGAUCAUAAGGGCAGGACGUGUGGCGUCAAGUGGAUCAAACUCAACGCUGCGGGCGAUGACGUAGAGGUGAUUGGUGAAGAGGAGGAUGUCAGUGUUUAUGACAUCGCUGAUCAUCCAGACUUCCAUUUCCGCACCACGGAUAUUGUCAUCAGAAUAGUCAACCCUGACCAAGAGGACUGCGAAAAUGAUAGUACGUCAGUGGGUCACGUGUCGAGAGUGGACGUCAGCAGUAAGGUGGAGGUGGUUUGGGCUGACAACUCCAAAACUAUCGUACUGCCACAGCACUUGUAUAACGUGGAAUCGGAGGUGGAGGAGACGGACUACACCUCAGUGGAGGGCAGCAGCAGCGGCGCCUCCUCAGAGGAGUGGGAGGACGAGAGCGACAGCUGGGAGACCGUGGAGGAGGAGCAUAAGGAAGACCCGGCCCUCACUCCCACGGCCGCCGCCGCUCUCCCCGAAACCAUGCCCCUGACGCCGGUCAGCGGGGACGCCCCAGGGGCCAUCGCCGCCACCGCGACCCCCGACCCGUCGGCCUCUACCACGCCGGCCGCGGAGGAGAAGUCUGGGAAGGAGGGCACGGCCCGGGGCUUGAGAGAGCUGAAGGAGGCCCUGAAGAUCCUGGAGAGCCUGAAGAACAUGACCGUGGAGCAGCUGUGGACCGGCUCACCCACCUCCCCGACCUCGGCGGAGCCCUCAGCCACCACGACGACCGCCUCUGCCGCCGCCACCACGCCGGUGUCCGAGGGCACCAAGCCCACCAAGGAGAAGCGUUUCCUCGACGACAUCAAGAAGCUGCAGGAGAACCUGAAGAAGACGUUGGACGUCUGCGCCAUCGUGGAGGAGGCUCGAAAAGAGGGCGCCGUCGAGGAGGAGAGGCCCGCCGCGACGACGACCGCCACCACCCAGCCGCAGGCGGAGCCGCAGACGCCCGUGCGCUCGGAGUGGCCCAGUGACACGCCGGUGCUGUGCCAGCAGAGUGGCGGCAAGCCUGGCGUCACCUUCACCAGUGCCAAGGGAGAGGUGUUCUCCGUGCUGGACGAGGCACCAGAGAGUCACACUUUUAAGAUAAUGGAGUUCCAGCCGGCCGAGGCCAAGAAGUUCUUCAGCACCGUGAGGAAGGAGAUGGCUCUGCUGGCCACCUCCCUGCCUGAUGGCAUCAUGGUCAAGACCUUCGAGGACCGCAUGGACCUGUUCGCUGCUCUGAUCAAGGGCCCCACACGCACACCCUACGAGGACGGUCUCUUCCUGUUCGACAUUCAGCUCCCCAACAUCUACCCGGCAGUGCCCCCCCUUUUUCGCUACCUGUCCCAGUGCAGUGGCCGUCUAAAUCCCAAUCUCUAUGACAACGGCAAGGUCUGCGUCAGCCUGCUGGGCACCUGGAUUGGCAAGGGCACGGAGAGAUGGACCAGCAAGUCUAGUCUGCUACAAGUGCUCAUCUCCAUCCAAGGUCUGAUCCUGGUUAAUGAACCUUACUACAACGAGGCUGGCUUCGACAGUGACAGGGGCCUGCAGGAAGGCUACGAGAACAGCCGCUGCUACAACGAGAUGGCGCUGAUCAAGAUGGUGCAGUCCAUGAGCACCAUGCUGCAGCACCCCGUGGAAGUCUUCCAGCAGGAGAUCCAGGAGCACUUCAGCUCCUGCGGCUGGCGCCUGGUGCACCGGAUCGAGUCCUGGCUGGAGCUGGACGGGGCCGUGGUGGAGCGCGGAGGCAAAGGGGCCGGAGGAGGAGGAGGAGGAGGAGGAGGAGGAGGGGCGGGAGGUGGAGGAGGAGGAGGAGGCGGCUUCCGGGACCGAGAGCCGCUGGAGGAGAUCCCCCAUGCACUGGCCCACAGCAGCCCCAGCAAGCAGGACCUGAAGGAAGAGGAUUUGGAGGACUCGGGCCUCAGCCCCUCAAACUACCACGGACCUGGGGGCUCGUCCGGGAGCACUUCCGCCCUGCAGCAGGACCUUAGCCAGAGCUCGGACGGUGAGGUCUUGGUGACCGGGAGCGCCAGUGGUGGGGCAGGUGAUGGGGUGGUGUUGACGCAGGGUUCGGGCGGUGCGUCGCAAGCCAGCGGCAAGGCAUCCCAGGAGUCUCAGCCCACGGUCAGACCAAAGAAGCGAAGAAAGAGCUACCGCAGCUUCCUUCCUGAGCGCAGUGGCUACCCGGACAUCGGCUUCCCACUAUUCCCCCUCUCCAAGGGCUUUGUGAAGAGCAUGUGUGGGGUGUUGCUGCAGUAUCGAGCCACCCUCAUCGCUGCUGGCAUCUGCGAGCACAGAGAGGACAAAUAAGACACUCAUUUCUCCCCCCUCUCGUCACCCCCCCCCCCCCCCCCCCCACCAUCACUUCUAAUGGCGCUACUCAAAAAAUUGUUCCCCCUCUCCCCUGCCUGCAAAGAGCUGCACUGUGCGCCCUCUCCUGCUCUCUUUCCUAUUCCCGCCAGCUGCAUUCUCUCUCUCUCUCUCUCUCUCUCUCUCUCUCUCUCUCUCUCUCUCUCUCUCUCUCUCUCGGCCCCCUUGUGCUACAGAAGCAAUGUGUCCCAGCAGCCAACUGCCUUUACCUGUGACUUGAAGAGGCCCUCGCCUUCUUGUCUUUGUACUGAAAUGCCUAAUUAGAGCCCCCCGCCCCCCUUCCCCACAAGCUUUGUUUGUAACUAUUCUGAGUCCCUUGAGCAUCUCGGACAUAAGCUAAGGGGGACUAC